AUGUCUGACGCAUUUCGACCGCCAGCGGGCCUCGAAGGUGAUGCGACAAGCGAGCAAGCGCCUCUUGAUUCUCAGAGUUAUUGGCCAAAUCAGGACGAUUUCCCCGGCGAGUACUGGUCCAACGACCAAAAUUUCGAUCGAUCCCAUGCGGGAAACAACCACUCGGAAUCCGAAGCAACAGGACAAGAUUUGCCCCGCCAAUUACCAAGUUCAAUUAUCAACGGCGCUCAUAGCUUUGAUUAUACUUUCCCAAGUGAAUCUGCCGUAGAAGGUGGCCCAGCCUCAAUGGACGCGGGUUUCCACGCGGCGUUUGGCAUUCCUGAUGGGCCAACUAUUGAUACUGCAUAUCUACCAGCCGUUCCUGGAGAGAACUCCAGCGCAAUGGUUCCAUCAGAGAAGUUUGGACGUCUUCCGGCCAAUGAGUUGUACUCGCGAGGACGACUUGGCGACAUGCCGUUCCAGGUUGACCAUACCACGGGCGUGGCUCCUCCUGCUUUGCUUGAUAUGUCAGUCUAUAUGUACUCUCCUGCAAUAGAACCCGACUACUCUGCGAAAAUAACCCGAGGUGAGGUGCUCAAGUGGAUUGACGCAAACGUCUCUUUGUGGGAGCACCCCGACCUCGGCUUCCAGUGCAGAAUUUGUGUGGGCGAACUUGGAUAUAGCUGCACAGAAGGCAUUCGACCCAUCUGGCUGGACGGGUUGACGCGCUGGGAUGACGAGAGAAUGCUGCUGGGGUAG
This is a messenger RNA of Akanthomyces muscarius, 738 nucleotides long. RefSeq lists its product as uncharacterized. The transcript has 4 exons. Lineage: Eukaryota; Fungi; Ascomycota; Sordariomycetes; Hypocreales; Cordycipitaceae. The record is from RefSeq and is a predicted model, not a curated record. Bases 1 to 738 code for a protein of 245 amino acids.